Molecule: messenger RNA, 3949 nt
Organism: Bactrocera neohumeralis
Lineage: Eukaryota; Metazoa; Arthropoda; Insecta; Diptera; Tephritidae
Exons: 6
Coding region: 115-2535 (806 amino acids)
Molecular function (GO): protein dimerization activity; DNA binding
Source: RefSeq, a predicted model, not a curated record
CAUCAUUUCUCAUGAACCGAUACUGAAUCCCAUCGCUUAGUAAAUGUAAACAAAAUUAAUGCGGCAUAAUUACCAAUAGUUUUUAAAAAUAUAAAACUUGAUGAGUGACCCAAAAUGAAACAAGAAAAUUGUGCUGAUAAAGAAACGAUAGAAUAUACACACACCACUGUGCCUUCAUCAAUGAGAAGUCCUUAUUGGAAGUAUUUCGGAUUUCCUGCUGAUAGUACUAAUAAAAUAUUGACUCGGCAAAAAAUUAUAUGUACGAUAUGUGGUACUGCCAUUACAUACAACAAAAAUACAUCUAAUCUUCGUACACAUCUUAUAUCGCGACACCCUGAGACUCUGCAUCAAAUGCAUAAUCAUCAAAGACAGCGGAACCCAGAGUUCUCUAGUAGUUGUGACAUGGCUGAUGCUGGUGAGUUUAAUAGUGCCGCUAUAAUGAACGAAAUGGGAAAGGAUGAAUGUAACUCGGAUAAAUUACACUUACAUAGAGAAAGUAAUAAGGGUGAUCCUAAUGUCAGUAGUCUAUUAAAAAUAAGACGUCUAAAUACAACGAAUGCACAAGAGCUUAAUGUGGAGCUAAUGGCUUCCAAUGGUCUAGUAAGCCGUCCGCAGCAAAAUGAUUAUAACCAUGAACAUACAGUAGAUUUCUCAGCUGUUGAAAUUAAUUGUGGUUCUGAUUAUCACUCGGUAACACGCGACAACAAGGAAAUCGACAAAGAUAUGCAUGAAGCGAUUACAGAAAAUGAAACCAGCUAUGAAUUUUUAACUUCGGAAACAGAAAAUGAUUUGAAAACCGAUGAAAAUAUUGGAAUUAAUUGCUCCAGUGAUUUCAAUGUUGGGGAUAUGAACCCCGACGCGGUUGCAUUAACGGAAGAUGAAGCAGUCAUAAUUGACAAUGAUAUUUCUCAAAAACCGAUGUUUGUAUAUUGCAGUGACUCAUUGCCAUGCUCAAUUGAUUUGACAAAAAAAUCAAAUGUAAUAACUCACAAUGAACUUCUUGUAAAUAUGUUGGUGUCUGAUUUACUGCCGCUUAACGUGCUUCAAGGUAUGGGUUUCAAACAAUUACUUAAUACGAUAGGUUUUGUCAAUGUGGAUAAAGAGCCAGUUGAGAGCAAAAUAUUGGCCGAUUAUUCAAAAAUGAAAUGUGCACUUAAAAAAUACAUUGCUUCAAAUUUGUUGCAACAAGAUAAACCCUAUUCAUUCAGUAUUGAAAACUUUAAAAAUAAUGAGGGAACCGACAUAAUUAGUGUUUAUGUUAACUUCCACAUUUUUGAUAUUGAAUACAAAUUUGAGAGUAUUUUAUUAGAAGAAAUUGUUUGUAGCAAAAGUACAGAUUUAAUUCGCUCUCUACAAGACUUUGAUCUUAGUCGUUGUGCAGCGAUUGUAACAACUAACGCAAACAACUCAAUUGUUAAGGAAUUUGCACUCGCGAAUGGUAUCGAAAUAGUACCCUGCGUAGGGUCAAUGUUAACCCGGUGUAUUUCUUUGAUCUUCCAACAAGAUGUGGUAUCUGAAUUAUUUCAACAGAUUUUUGAAAUAAGUGAGAAGAAUUUAAACUUAUCAACUGUGAGAUUAUAUUGCCCUUGGUGGAAACUGAAACUUCUUCAGGAUUUUUUGGAUAGUCCUUUAGCGGCAGAUGAAAAGUACAAGAAAAUUGUAUCAGAACUGGGAAGUUUCAUUACAUAUAUUAAACCCUUAAAGAUUACGUUUGAUACAAUAAACUCGGAGCAAAUGCCGUUCUGCACACUUGUGCGUCCGUUGGUAAUGCAGCUAUUCGAUGAACAUUUUUUAAAAUUCAAUACUAAUGACAAUGCUUGUUUGCAAUCGGCGCAAAAAAUUGUUAGUUCUGAGUUACGUAGUAGCAUCGCUGGAUGUUCAUUUUUUUCUGAAGCAGUGCUUUUUGAUCCACGAUUUCAACAAGAUUUCAUUCAAUCCAGCCCACAGCCAACACUACCGAAACAAACCGAUAGUUUUGGCAGCAUUCAUCGUACAGAAGUAAUACUGUCGGUUUAUAAUCGGUAUCCAAAUUUGGUUAAGGAGUUAAACUUAAAAGUAAAAUUGGAACAAAAUCACAUAGGUGCCUCGUCACAAGCAGUAUCAAAAUCAUGUUUACGAUCGUUUUUCCAGCGUAUUAGCAAUACCGCCGGUGAGACGAAUCUUCAAAACAUUAACAACACACCUUCCAAGCAAUCGCAGCCGAAAGUCGCUAUGGAUUUGGAAUUGAAUCGAUACAAAGGCGAACAAACGUUAGAUUUAGAACUAUGCCCUCAAGUUUGGUGGCAAACACAUUCUGAACGCUACAAAUUUCUGCAUAAAAUCGCAAAUUAUUAUUUGAGUGUGCCGUGUUUAACACCACGGUGGCUGAUGAGCGGCCAAGAGGAGGUGGAAGUAAUCAAUAGAAGCCAGUGGUGGCAAAAAAGUAAAUCACUGCAGUAUCUCCACGCAGCAGAGAAGUGCAUAUGGUAUUUGCAUUACAAUCGUAGUAUAUAUAACAAAAUGAUGGCCCAAUCAACUAAAAAGCAGUCUGCGUGAAAAAACUGAAGUUGGAAAAACUCGUAUCAUAAUGAUAUAUUUCUUUUAUGUAGAACAAUAGCUAAUAGGGAGAACGCAUUAGAAUGGAAAUUCAAGAUAUUAAAUUUGGCUAAAUCCGAGACUUUUCAAAUCACUGACAAUUGUCUUAGGCAUAUAUUAAUAUAUUUACGGAAUUUUUUCUACUAAAUAAUUUUAAUAUAUGUAUAUUAGAUGUAUGUAUUAGAAAUGUAAAUGUGCUUUAUUUUGGCCAUUUUGAAAAGCACGGCAGGUUAAGAAAAUAAUUAUUUAUGUAUUUCAAAGUAACGGUGGUUUCAUUUAUUCAAACAAAUGAAUUAAAUAAUUCUGUAGUAUACAUAUAUAAAAUUGUUUAUUUGAUAUUUCUUUAAUUUUGAAAUUGUUAUAAGUAUAUUGUAAAUACUUUGUUCUGGUAUGUUUACAUAGAGGACUGAAAAUAAUUAAAAUUAGUAUUCUAUAUUUGAAAUUUGGCUUAAUUGGUGUUUUCAUCCUUAACAAUUUUACGGCAGCAUCAUCCUUAAAAAUUCUCACUAAAUGUGGUACAAUUUCAGAAAAUGCAGAAAAGAAAUUAUAUUGCUAAUAGGUUUUCAAUUCAUGGUAACAUGUAUCAUUUACAUUAUUUUAUUAAACUAUUUUUAUUUCUGUAUAGCCACAAACAUACUAUGUUGUUAUUGUUCGGAGGAUAUAUUGUAUGUACUAUAUAUGUAUGUAUAUGCAUACAUGGAACUCGAAACGAACUUGGUAGAAAAGUAAAAUAUAAUACUUUAUUUUACGUUUUUUUUGUUUUGGUGAUUUCCCUUUUCAUAUUGUGAUUUUCUAUAUAUUGUGCUCUAUAAAUUUCAGUUGCAUUUAUAAAAACGUUCAAUUUCUAUGAACAACAGGUUCAUCAAAAAAAAGAGCGUCCAAAUAACUUCAUAGGUAACUAACGGGCAGUUGUUGCAUGUUGAUACAAUUAUAUUUUCAUGCAUAUUUUUUACAGCUAGUGGAGACUUUUACGAUUUUAAAGAGACAUGAACUUUUUGUUUACUGAUAAAUAAAAAUCUGUCCUUAUAACUUCGAGUUCCAAAACCUUUUUAAUCUGUCAAAUUUUAGUAUGAGUUUUUUAUAUUAUUUUGGUUUAUUAAACCUUAAAUUUUUUUAUCCGUAAAUGAACGGAACAUCUUAUAACGAAUAUGUAUAAGUUUAAUUAUAUUCUGGGCACUAGUUUGAAAUUGGGAGAAUUAUUGAAUUUGAUCUUAAAAUGCUUUCAGCUUGAUAUCGAGUAAAAUCACAUUUAUAAAUACAUCUCUGCUAAUAUCAAUGAGCUGACAAGACUUAUUCAUUGCUAUUUGCUUUUCGCGAAUUGUUCCAAACAAUCGUUUAAGUUCUAAAGUAUUUAUAUAAAUAAAAAAAAAAACAA